This is a messenger RNA of Homarus americanus (American lobster), 3063 nucleotides long. RefSeq lists its product as uncharacterized. The record is from RefSeq and is a predicted model, not a curated record. Bases 191 to 2449 code for a protein of 752 amino acids. NCBI's taxonomy places the organism in Eukaryota, Metazoa, Arthropoda, Malacostraca, Decapoda, Nephropidae. The transcript has 5 exons.
GGUACCUGUUGUGGAUGAUGGAGGCCUCGGGUUCGACUGCCAGAUGGGGGGAAGUCGUGUUGAACUGGACGAGUCAGAGACAGGAGUUUGAAUUAUUCGACCUGGUAACAGUGGCCGCAUCUGUGCAACGCUGCAAGCAACCAAUCAACAUUAGUCACAUUUUGCCGAUUGUGAGAGGAGGUGAGGCUACAUGCAGCGUCGUGUGGAUGUAGCAGGAAAACAGGUAAUGUGGGUGGCAGCUGUGUUGGCGCGGCCAGUGGUGGCCGCCAAGAUCCCCGUCACCAUCUUCACGCCCCCAGACCAUUUCCUGAGUGCUCAUUUGGACUCCUUUCCUGAGACGAGUCUGACCGAGGAGGAAGCAAUGAGUAGUGUUGAGGUCAUCACCACCCUUGGCUCAUACUCAUCUCCCCAGACAGUUACACCUAAGCAACAAGGAUCACAACCUUCCAUGGAGCAAGUUAUUGGUACUUUGUCUGUGCAGGAUAGCCCAGAAACUGUAGAUAACAGCACAGAAAAGUUGGCAACCAUAUUUGAAGGUGCUGAGACUACACCUGCACAAAACAUUGUCAAGGAAAUGACAUCUUCAGACUGGUCUGUAGUUACGAUAACUGAAGGCAGCAGUGCAGAGGUAAAAACAUCAGAUUUGUCAGUUGAUACUACGCUCAUACCAAACAGUGCAGAAAUAAUAACUUCAUUGGCACCUUUAGUUGACACCCAGCAGGUAAUGCCUUCCUUAGCUGACACUGAAAAAAGUGCUGGUGAACCACCGACAUUGGGAUUAGAAUAUGUACAUCAUAUUAUUGUAGAUGACGAUGUUCUUGAUGAUCAAGAUGCCAACUCGGGUCCAUACUCAUUGAGAAGUACACUGACGCAAGAAGAGGUUGACAACCCCCAGAAGGACACUCAUUUAGAAGAAGCUAAACUGAACUACAUGUCUAUCUGGAAUCAAGAAGCAAUGCAACUUGAUGCUCCAUACUUGAAAGUGACCAAUGUGUGGCCAGAAAUUGGGAUGGUCUAUAUGCCUUUAGUAAACCAGAUGUCAGACCAGAUUCAGAAUUCUGAAUCGGUCAAAGCAGCAGCUUUGAAGUACAAGGCAGUAUGGGAGAGAACACGUGUUGCUCAGAAUUCUACUCGUUCAUCAAAUACACCAGAUAUGAAUAUUCUCAAGAACUUUAUAAGUGCUUGGACUUGGGCAGCAGGGGCAGAUGAUAGAGUUGAUGCUGUUAGUGUGUUGAGUACUCAAGUUAAACCUGCCACCUUACCUGGGGAAAUAAAGGUAACUCCAGUCCUUGCUGACAGACCUGUAAUACAACAGAAUGUAGAUGAAAGCCUUAUUGGCCCCCCCACAAUAUCCAGCUCUUGGCCAUCAGAGGGCAUUAAAUCCAUUCUAACAAGACCAUUACUGGCACCCACUGCCACACAGUCAGCGGUAAUCCCUCCCAUUGCUGUUAACAGGCCUGCUGCCAUAGAGCCAAGGCCAUGUGUUAAUGAUCAAGAACCUGCUGCAGUCCCUGUCCCAACAGGAAGUCCCAUUGGAGAACACAGACCAAUUAUGUACCCUGAAGUGGUUCCAAGACCUUUCAAAUAUCCCAUUGCACUUCAGAGACCAAGUCAAAACCCUAGUGCAGUUAUAAAACCAACUGAAAACCCAAUUACAGACACAAGAUCAAUUCCAAACCCCACAGCAGUUAUAAGACAAAUUGAAACCCCUGCUGCACUUCGAAAACCCAUUCAUCCCAUUGUAGUUCCAAGACCCACUGAUAACCGUAUUGUUUUUCCAAGACCUGUUGCAAUUCCAAGACCUGUUGCAAUUCCAAAACCCACUGAUAACCAUACUUCUUUUCCAAGACCUGUUGCUGUUUCAAAGCCAAUUAUUAACCCCAUUGCAGUGCCAAGACCAAUUGAUAACCCCAUUGCAGUGCCAAGGCCAAUUGAUAACCCAAUUGCAGUGCCAAGGCCAAUUGAUAACCCCAUUGCAGUGCCAAGGCCAAUUGAUAACCCCAUUGCAGUGCCAAGGCCAAUUAAUAACCCCAUUGCAGUGCCAAGGCCAAUUGAUAACCCCAUUGCAGUUCCAAGACCUGUUUAUAACCCCAUUGCAGUUAUAAGGCCCAUUGAAACCCUCGCUGCAGUUCAAAGACUUUCUGAUAAACCCAUUAUAAUUUCCAGACCCAUUGCUGAUACAAGGCCAGUUUAUGAUCUUGCUGUACCCAGACCAGCUUCAGACAAAAUUCCACUCCAGAAGAUUAUUCAGACUCAAAUACCUGUUGACGGGAUAUUUACAGGUUCUGAUAAACAUCAUUACUGGUCAAUGGAGGAUGACAGAGAUUCUGAUGAGUUAAUAUGGGACGAUGAAUAUUCCCAUGAGUCAAUCAGUGAUGACUUGUAUUCCCAUGAACUGAAAGGGAGUGCCUUCAACCCACUUCCUUUGUAUUUAUGGCAUCGAAAAUAAGUAAUUUGACUUAUUAUUUAGUAUUUCCUCUUUAUUUUUCAACCUUGCAAAAGCUCCAAAGAUCUCUCGUCAUUGCUUUUAAGGUUUGAGCUAAUCUCUACCCACCCAGUUGAUGCCAAAUUAAUCGUCUUUUUAAAGGUGAACUGGUAAGAGCAGUCAUGAAUUUUUUACAGUACAGGUACAGUAUCGCACUGUAAAAUUAUGUUUCAAGUGAUUAUUAAUGUUAAUUUUUUUUUUUGGUAGUUGUCUUUCAUCAGGGGGGUUGAUUUUGGUGUGCAGUAGUCUCUUGCCAACCAUGGAUGGGUUUAGGUUCCUGGAAAAUCCCGUGGUUGGUAAAUCCGCGAUUGGUAAGACUAAAGGCUUACCGUACAGGAAAUAGAGGAUUAGGUUCCUCGUCCACGGAUAACACUUGUCAAAGCCUAAGUUGCCUGUUUUUACGCAAAACAAUACCUGCAUUACAUAUUUCAUUAAAUUUGAGUCAAAUACAUAUAAAAUAACAUAAUAUAAAUUAAAUGGUAAUAUAAAUUUAACAUGAUAAGGGGUACAGUGGGGUAUGCUAUAACGAACGGAUCCUACUACGAAUAUUCCUAUAACGAACGGUUUUACCUAUAAAA